Molecule: messenger RNA, 1889 nt
Organism: Cuscuta campestris
Lineage: Eukaryota; Viridiplantae; Streptophyta; Magnoliopsida; Solanales; Convolvulaceae
Source: the annotation of a GenBank genome assembly
GCAAACCAAGGCUAACAAUUUCUCCUUCUUUCCCUAUCCUUGGGUUCCAUAACCCAACAUUGGUGCUUUCAUUCAGAGAGGCUAACGCAUCAAGCGUGCUCUCUUUUUCUUUUUCCUUUUUCCGAUUCUUCUUUUCAGUUGAGGAUCCAAAUUCAUGCCACUGCCGGAACUUCCAAUGAACAACCCGUGGAGAUGUAAGCUUCCAGCACCACCCGCCCUGAGGGUCUCUGCAAUUCGGCCCCCGGUGACGGAGACGGCGAUGCCUAUGGCCCUUUCAGGUGCCGCGCUGACCUCCCACCAGAAGCGGACGCCACCUGCAUCGAGAGGCCCAUGCCCCAACCACAAAGUGGCCCCACAUGUUCACGCCACGGGGAGCGUUCUUCCUCCUACUGCUCCGCGGACCUGCGGUGCUCCAAUUCCGGCAGAUGACGCUACCCACUGUGCAAAGGCUCUGGGAUGGGACGAGGCACUCCUCGUGAGGGAAUGCUGGACCUGUGACGUUGGGCCUGAAGCAGAUUGCAGACUCCAAGAGUUCCGAUCUUGGCCUCUUGGUCUGAGAAUCAUUUUGAGAGUGCCGAUUUGAGCUCCUGGAGAUUCGGAUCCAAGAUGCCAGGUCCCAAGAUACCGCUAGCAGAUCCCAAUCUGGGCGGAGCCACGAGGUCAAACUGCGACCAGAUCCGGGCGGAUACUAGGGAUCUUACUCGGAGCUGAGAAAAGGGACCUCUACGGAUCUUCAUCGCCCGCCACUAUGGAAAUCUACCGCAGCGGCCACCACCACCAAAUUGCUCCCACACUUCGCCAUCGGCCAGCGACAACGGAGGAUUUCUAACUCUACUCGGACGAAGGUGUGAGAGACGCAACCCGGCGAGGUUCUAUUCACCGACAAUGGCGCCCAGCGGUGGUCCGACAGCUCCGAACAAUCUCCGACGAAUCACUGUCCUUUGGCCCAGGCCAUGAGAGACAUAACUCUAGAAACUUCAACCCAACCCGAGCAGCGCCCCUGCACUAUUGAUGACGCUUGGACAAGAUCCAAUUGUUUCAGUGGCUCCGGUUUUCAUAGCGGUAGUCUUUUUCCUGCUCCGUUUGGGUUUCCGGAAAUUGUAUUCCUAGAUGCGAUGAAGAUCUAGCCACAGAAGCUCACUUGCACUUCGCACUUCGGAGAUGGCUCGUUGUCGGCCGCCAAUUUGCUUGGUAGAGAUUCAAACAAUCCACAAUUUUUUGUGUGGAAGGAUUCCUGAGCAGAUCCGACCUCAUGCAUUUCAUUUAGCCGACCAUUGUGGAAGAAUUCUAUCAUUCCGCCGACAUCCAUAGCCGGGGACGGUCCGACAAAGCUGGGCAACAGCGGGGCAAUGAGUUUACUCCUCCAUCGAUAGAGAUGACCGUCACUGUCACGUACGGAGUUGAGUACGCUCCUCCGUCGCAACCAGGUGAAAAGUCGCUCAUACGAAGCCUCGCGCUGCGGAAGCUCACUAAUUUACCUCCCCCUCAGUCCAAUGCUUGUCUUCACAGCCAUCGGCGAACCGCAGGCCGGGCAGCGAGGUUCGAUUCCGACCUCAGUGAUGUCAGUAGGAGGAGGCACACGGUUAUUUUUAGUCUCAUCCGGGCAGACCUUAUGCUGUCCUAGCCUCUCGCUGAUGACCACCGGCGGGCAACAGAACCUUCUGUUGCAGCGACCAGCACCGGUGAAGCUCCUACACCGGCUGCACCGUUUUAGCCAGAUAGACCAUGACAGAGAGCAGAAAUCUAUGCUGUAGAUCUGAUUUUGAUUUGGGAGAUAUCAAAAAGGAAAGGGGCGAAUCUAAUUUCGAUGGAGCGCAGGACCACCGUCAAUCACCACCAUGUUUGCUGGACUUUAGUCUCACCUUGUACGGUAGCUAAACACGAAGGGU